Molecule: messenger RNA, 762 nt
Organism: Hansenula ciferrii
Lineage: Eukaryota; Fungi; Ascomycota; Saccharomycetes; Phaffomycetales; Wickerhamomycetaceae
Product: SDR family oxidoreductase
Exons: 1
Coding region: 1-762 (253 amino acids)
Molecular function (GO): oxidoreductase activity, acting on the CH-OH group of donors, NAD or NADP as acceptor
Source: RefSeq, a predicted model, not a curated record
AUGGGAAAAGUUUAUUUCAUUGCAGGUGCCACUAAAGGUAUUGGUCUUCAAUUAGCUACUCAAUUAUCUCAAGCAGAUUCAUCAAAUACCGUUAUUGCAACAGCUCGUAACACUAACAGUUCAAAUAAAUUGAAUGGAUUGGUUUCAAAACAAGAAAAUGUUCAUAUUGUCAAAUUAGAUUUAUCUUCUGAAGAAUCAAUCAAUGGUAUUGAUGAACAAAUUAGCUCUUUAGUCUCCAAGACUGGUAUUGAUGUUCUUAUUGUUAAUGGUGCACUUGGUGAUUCAACACCUUUCAGAGAUUUGGAUAGAAAAACUUAUAUUGAUCAUUACUUAGUGAAUGUUUUGGGACCUAUUCAAGUGGUUAAUGUCUUACACAAAUAUCUUGUUAAAGCAUCAACAAAGCAAAUUUUCUUUACUUCAAGUGCUGCUGGUCAAGUUUCUAGCUUUAUACCAUUUGAAACAGGUGCUUAUGGUCAUACUAAAGCUGCUUUGAAUCAUAGUGCUUUACAAUUAUCUGUUCAUUAUAAAAAUGAAGGUUUCACUGUUAUCCCAUUACAUCCGGGUAUUGUUGAUACAGAUUUAGCUAAUGCAGCUUUUGAUAAAUUACCCGAAGAACAUGCUGCUCUUGGUAAAACUUUCCGUGAUCAAUUUGUUUCACCUGCUGAAAGUGCUUCUCAUAUUAUUUCAAAUAUCAUUAAUAAAGUCACUGUUGAAGAUUCUGGUAAGUUUUUCAACUAUGAUGGAACUGUUCUUCCAUAUUGA